CUGGUGGACUAAUGGGAAAUUUGUGGCUUAGAGAAGGGAGGGAUGAAACGAGUUGUGGUCUCUGUUGUGUGUAUGGGAGGAAUGUAGUACAAUCAGUGCAACUUGUACAGAAGCCAGAUGAUGUUGAAGGUCUACACAAACAAAGCAGGAGCAGACAAUCUUUGUGUGAUCGUAGAGUGACUUCUAGGUAUGAACUUAAGGCCUUGAUAGGAUGUGGUGCUUUCUCCAGAGUUGUCAGAGUCGAAGACAAGCGGACAAAGGAGCCAUUAGCUAUCAAAAUUGUGGAAAGUCAUUGUGGUAAUUUUCAUCUACUGAAGACGGAAUUGUCUAUUCUUUGUCAAGUUCAACAUCCCAAUAUUAUACAGAUGAAAGAGUCGUAUGUGGAUGAUCGGUACCUGUACAUAGUCAUGGAGCUUGCAAGUGGAGGAGAUUUGUAUGACAAAAUGGCUGCUCGAGGAAAAUUUUCUGAGAAGGAGGCAAGCUGCAUCGCUGACAUGCUACUGGAUGGCUUGGACUAUUUGCAUUCAAAUGGCAUCACUCAUCGGGAUUUGAAGCCUGAAAAUUUAUUAUAUCGUCAUCCAGGGAGUGACUCGAGGAUAAUGAUUUCAGACUUUGGUUUGUCACAUUUUUGUCAGGAUCCUUUAGUAGACAUAAUGGUGACACCGUGUGGGACUCCUGAAUUCAUUGCUCCAGAGAUGUUGAGAAGGAAGCAGUACACACGUGCUGUUGACAUGUGGGCGUUAGGCGUCAUUGUCUACAUACUGAUGAGUGCUCACUUUCCAUUCUAUCACAAUAAUCAAAGGAAAUUGUAUAAACGCAUAGCAAGGGCUGAUUACAGCUAUGGCUCUCAGGCAUGGAAUGGUGUUUCAGCUAUUGCUAGAGACUUCAUUGACAGACUGCUUACAGUGGACCCUGUACUACGAAUGACGGCUAGAGAAGGCAUUGUCCAUCCUUGGCUGAGUAGACCGAGAACAAGAAACCUCUCCACUCGUCUAAGAAGCCAAACAUGCACUUCACAAGUUCUAACCCUAACAGUUCAGCCCGAGUUUCAGCAGGAUAUAACACAAGAUGCGAGAUGCAAUAGAAAAACUCAAGCAAGUCGACUUCAAGAGAGUACACGGCAAGUCAAUUGUAAGCCAAUGACAGAUGAACUAUUGGUGGAAGACAUGGAAGACGACAUCGACAUCGAUCAGUUAGUUACACAGCUGGAGACAGCAGUAAGCAGUCAUUAUUUAGCCAAGACUCGUAAAGCGUUUGUUAGUAGCUAAACUAAGCACGAUGUUUAUGUCUAACAUGUUUACAUCCAGCUGUAGCAAAACAUGUUUGUUGCUAGUAUGUGAGCCAUAA
Molecule: messenger RNA, 1347 nt
Organism: Corticium candelabrum
Lineage: Eukaryota; Metazoa; Porifera; Homoscleromorpha; Homosclerophorida; Plakinidae
Product: serine/threonine-protein kinase H1 homolog
Exons: 2
Coding region: 12-1268 (418 amino acids)
Biological process (GO): protein phosphorylation
Molecular function (GO): ATP binding; protein kinase activity
Source: RefSeq, a predicted model, not a curated record